Molecule: messenger RNA, 1653 nt
Organism: Yamadazyma tenuis ATCC 10573
Lineage: Eukaryota; Fungi; Ascomycota; Pichiomycetes; Serinales; Debaryomycetaceae
Gene: PCK1
Product: phosphoenolpyruvate carboxykinase
Biological process (GO): gluconeogenesis
Cellular component (GO): cytosol
Molecular function (GO): ATP binding; phosphoenolpyruvate carboxykinase (ATP) activity
Source: RefSeq, a predicted model, not a curated record
AUGGUUCCUCCAGUUGCUUCUAUUAUUAAUUUUGAUCAUCCUUCCAUCAAGACUCCACAAGAUCCAGUCAUUGACCAAUUGUCCUUGAGUGAUGAAGUUCUUAUCCGUCAUAAUGCCCCAGCUCCAACCUUGUACGAAGAUGGUUUGUUAGAAAAGGGUACCCUUAUUUCUUCCACUGGAGCCUUGAUGGCUUACUCUGGUAAGAAGACUGGUAGAUCUCCAAAAGACAAGAGAAUUGUCGAUGAAGAAACCUCAUCUGAACACAUUUGGUGGGGUCCUGUCAACAAGAAGGUUGACGAAUUGACCUGGAAGAUCAGUAGAUCCAGAGCCUUGGACUACUUGAGAACCAGAGAAAAGUUGUUUGUGGUGGACGCAUAUGCUGGAUGGGAUCCAAGAUACAGAAUUAAGGUGAGAAUUAUUUGUGCCAGAGCUUACCACGCUUUGUUCAUGACGAAUAUGUUGAUUAGACCAACUGAAGAAGAGUUGGCCAACUUUGGUGAACCCGACUUCACCAUUUACAAUGCUGGACAAUUCCCUGCCAAUGUUCACACCAAGGGUAUGACUUCGGCCACUUCUGUGGAAAUUAACUUUAAAGAUAUGGAGAUGGUGAUUUUGGGUACUGAAUACGCUGGAGAAAUGAAGAAGGGGAUUUUCACCGUGAUGUUCUACUUGAUGCCAAUCAGACACAAGGUGUUGACGUUACACUCAUCUUGUAACCAAGGUACUGAAACUGGAGAUGUCACUUUGUUCUUUGGUUUGAGUGGUACCGGUAAGACCACCUUGUCAGCUGAUCCUAACAGAAAGUUGAUUGGUGAUGAUGAACACUGUUGGUCUGACAAUGGUGUUUUCAACAUUGAAGGUGGAUGUUACGCCAAGUGUUUGGACUUGUCUGCUGAAAAGGAACCUGAAAUCUUCAACUCCAUCAAGUUUGGAGCCAUUUUGGAAAAUGCCAUCUACGAUCCACUCACCAAGGUUGUGGAUUACAACAAUGCUUCGAUUACUGAAAACACCAGAUGUGCUUACCCAAUUGAGUUUAUCCCAUCCGCCAAAAUCCCUUGUUUGGCCGACACCCACCCAAGUAACAUUAUCUUGUUGACAUGUGAUGCUUCUGGAGUGUUACCACCAGUUUCCAAGUUGGACAACUCCCAAGUCAUGUAUCAUUUUAUCAGUGGAUACACCUCCAAGAUGGCUGGUACCGAAGAAGGUGUCACCGAACCCCAAGCCACCUUUUCCGCUUGUUUCGGUCAACCAUUUUUGGUUUUGCACCCAAUGAAGUAUGCUCAACAAUUGUCUGACAAGAUUUCGCAACACAAUGCCAAUGCCUGGUUAUUGAACACCGGUUGGGUUGGCGCUUCUGCUGCCAGAGGUGGAAAAAGAUGUCCAUUGAAGUACACGAGAGCCAUUUUGGAUGCUAUCCAUUCUGGUGAAUUAAACAAGGUUGAAUAUGAAAACUUCCCAACUUUCAACUUGAAGGUGCCUAAAUCGUGUCCUGGUGUUCCAGCUGAGAUUUUGAACCCUACGAAUGCUUGGACCGAAGGCGAAGCUUCGUUUGCUAAGGAAGUGACUGGAUUAGCUACUAAGUUUGUGGAAAACUUUAAGAAGUACUCUGACCAAGCCACUACUGAAGUGAAAGCUGCUGGUCCAGUUGUAUAG